This is a messenger RNA of Abrus precatorius (Indian licorice), 1090 nucleotides long. RefSeq lists its product as uncharacterized. The record is from RefSeq and is a predicted model, not a curated record. Bases 182 to 859 code for a protein of 225 amino acids. The transcript has 2 exons. Lineage: Eukaryota; Viridiplantae; Streptophyta; Magnoliopsida; Fabales; Fabaceae.
GAAUUAUCUUCUUCUUGAAAAAUAUAACAAAAAGAAAAACUCAAACAAAUUUAAUUUGAAAAUAAAGCCCACGGCCACUCAUUUUUAGGGUAUAUGUGGAUGGGUCAUUAAAUAAAUAUCAUAGGCAAGCAGUGAUGCGUCUUUGACAAUUUAUUAACGACACAAGCGAAAGAAAGUUAAAAUGGACAACAAAAUUCGACCAUUAUCUUUGUCCUCGCAUUCCAAUUUCUUCUCCUCACUAAAACAGGUUGAGAAAAGGUUAAAAUUUGACCAAAGUGCACCGUUAGAAUCUAAAACAGAAGAAAGCAAUGUUUUAUCAAGAGGGUCUUUCUCUUUGAGUUCUCCGAUGUUUCUCCAGGUGGAGCAACCCAGUGGUAGCCAGAAUAUUCCCACCCAAGAUAGCAGUGAACCACCUCAAGCAUUCCUCUCGGUCUCCCCAGAAUUUCCACCAACCCAUCAAGACCCAUCUCAAACUAGUCCUUCUGAUCAUAUCACACCUCUAAAUCAAGCUCAAGAUGAUGACAUUGAACGGCUAAUGCAGCUCUUGGGCUUAUCAGAGGAACAAGCGGAACAAAAAGAUUGUUUUGAUGAUGGUUCUUGUCACUGUGAAGGUGGGUUUUAUUCGAAGAUUGUUGGUGUGGAAGGGCCAAAGUGUAGGAAGGAGGUGUUGAGGCUAGAAGGGUGGAUCAAGUACUUUCUGAAUGGUGGUGGAGAGGAGAAGCAAGAACCCUUACGAUUAGCACACUUGCUUUUAGGGAAAGCUGCCUUUAUUUCUGAGGGUGCUGGUGGUGGUUUUGGAGGCUUGGACUUCCCUACAACCAUUCAAGAAUUUCUUCAUACUGAUCCUCCCAGUAAUUGAGGCAUCCUAGCUACUUUUCUCCUAUUAGCGAUGCUUUUUUAUUUUAUGAUGUUCUUCUUUCUAAUUGUCAAAUGCAAAUGCAAUCAAUUAGUUGAAAUUGCACCAUGUAGUCUAUAAACAGUCCUAUAGUUACAUAAGUUCUGUUGGUAAAUCUUAAAUCUAGAACUGGAACUAUGAUUGCUCUGGUCUCUUCAUCCUAAGAGGACAAAGAAACAUCAGAGAAUAACUUUG